AAGUAUGUGAACAAAGCGGAAGCCAAACCACAAAGAAAAGAGGAUGUAGCCUGUGCUUCACACUUGURUCUAGAAGGCGGAAACAGUAUCCAUUUUGAAAGUCCCAUUUCAAUAUGGCAUGUGUAGUUAUCGCUCUUCUUACAAUCUUACCAGUGGUGAUGGGAGGUACCACUGGUUACCUGGGAGAUUCUGUCACCUUGUCUUCUGGAGCCAACUCAUCCUGGAUCUUGWUCAAGAUAGAGUGGUCUAUAUUCAGCAACAACACCUGGAUUGCAACGUACAGGAAAGAACCACAGACUUUCAGAAUAGACCGUUUCUGGCAGUUUCUGGGUCGUCUAAGACUCAACAUCUCCUCCGGGGACUUAGAGAUAAGAGAUGUGAGGAUAGGGGAUGCCCUGGUUUACUCGGUUCUCCUUCAAGACAUUAAGGGAGAGCAGCAUAACGUACGUGUCCAGCUCACUGUGACAGAGCGUCUCAGCAAGCCCAGCGUCCGUAAGGUCUUCAGCAUGUUGAAGGACAGCCAUUGUGUGAUGGCUCUUCAGUGCUCUUCUUCAGUGAAGGACACCCACCUCUCCUGGGAACCAGAGGCUGCGUUUGAGGAUGCCUUCUGGAGGGGGAAUCCCAACACCAACGUCUCUGUCGUCUGGACGUCUUACAGCCCCAACAGAAAUGCCACCUUCAACUGUACUGCCAGCAAUGGGCUCUCUAAAGCCUUUCGGGUUGUGACGGAGAGAUGCCAAGAGCCCGACUGGUGGGAGAGACCCGCAUCCCUGGAAUAGGUUUUGUAAUGUUGCUCUUAGGAAUUGUGUUUUGAUGUGUUUUAACAUA
Salvelinus sp. IW2-2015 is the source of this 828-nucleotide messenger RNA. NCBI's taxonomy places the organism in Eukaryota, Metazoa, Chordata, Actinopteri, Salmoniformes, Salmonidae. The record is from RefSeq and is a predicted model, not a curated record.